Molecule: messenger RNA, 1930 nt
Organism: Paraphaeosphaeria sporulosa
Lineage: Eukaryota; Fungi; Ascomycota; Dothideomycetes; Pleosporales; Didymosphaeriaceae
Product: MFS general substrate transporter
Exons: 6
Coding region: 138-1874 (578 amino acids)
Biological process (GO): transmembrane transport
Cellular component (GO): membrane
Molecular function (GO): transmembrane transporter activity
Source: RefSeq, a predicted model, not a curated record
GGCCCUUGUGCAAUGUAAAAGAGUGAAUUGUCACUCUGAAGUGCAGAUUCGCACCUGAGCAUUUGACCUUAAUUUGAAAAAAAUUGAAACCUAGUGACUCUUGGAAUAUAUUGCGGAGUAUCUACAUCUGAUCCAUCAUGGCCGACCUCGAGAAGGACCUUUGCAUAUCGAACACCGUGCAGGAGCAAACGACCGCCUCUGAUGCUUCAAUAGACAGCAAUGACAGAAGGAAAACGGCCAGAAAAGACCUAGUGGUGGUGGCUGCACCACUUCGCAUUGAAGAGUCACCUCCGACUCUCGCUUCUCUGUGGAAGCGUCGGCAAAAGCCAGACCCCAACGCUGUUGCAACUCAGCCAUCCGUAUAUGAUGAUCCGGAACAAGCCAAGUACUUCCAGCCUCUGCCAACCUACGAGAACUUGCAUCGCUUUGAUCCCAAUGAGCGAUGGACUUGGGCUGAGGAACAUAACGUUCUCAAGAAAAUCGAAUGGCGCGUAGCAGCCUGGGCAGCCAUAGCGUUCUUCGCACUUGACCUGGAUCGAUCCAACAUCUCGCAAGCGAACACAGACAAUUUUCUGGAUGAUCUGGGGUUGACUACAAACGACUACAAUCUCGGCAACACAGUGUUCAAGACCGCCUUCCUCCUUGCCGAACUUCCAUCGCAGCUCAUCAGCAAGAAGAUUGGCCCGGAUCGAUGGAUCCCAGCGCAGAUGAUUCUCUGGUCGAUAGUCGCGGCAAGUCAGUUCUGGCUGCGCGGUCGAAAGUCUUUCCUCGCAACCCGUGCUCUACUUGCCCUACUCCAAGGUGGCUUCAUUCCGGAUGUGAUAUUGUACAUGUCGUACUUCUACAAAAGCACCGAACUUCCCUUCCGUCUCGCAAUCUUCUGGAUGGCCAAUCGCCUCACCGACGUCGUCGCACCACUCCUCGCCUAUGGUCUAUUGCGCCUGCGUGACUAUCACGGAUACGAAGGCUGGCGCUGGCUUUUCCUGAUCGAAGGGAUGCUCACCCUGGCCAUCGGCGUUUGGUCCAUCUUCAUGAUGGCGCCGUCUCCCACACAGACCAAGGCCUGGUGGCGGCCGAAAGGCUGGUUUUCGGAGCGCGAGGAGAAGAUCAUGGUGAAUCGGAUCCUGCGCGACGAUCCCAGCAAAGGCGACAUGCAUAACAGGCAGGCAAUUACGUUUAGUCUGUUGUGGAAGAGUCUUUGUGACUUCGAUUUGUGGCCAAUUUAUGCGCUGGGUAUUACGUUUGGGAUACCAGCUGGGCCGAGCGACCAGUAUCUCACCUUGACGCUGCGUCAGUUGGGGUUCGACACAUUCAAUUCCAAUUUGCUUAGUAUUCCGGCGCAGAUUGGCACCACGGUUAAUAUGCUCGUUUUCACCUACAUCUCUGAGAAGAUCAACCAGCGCUCGCUCAUGGGCAUUUUCGUCCAGAUCUGGUUCCUACCCUGCCUCGUGGCGAUGGCCGUCAUCCCGGAUAGUAGUUCGCGCUGGAGCCGCUACGCUCUGGUCACAGUUCUGCUAUCUUACCCUUCUCCUCACCCAAUGCAGGUCGGCUGGUGUAGUCGCAAUUCGAACACCGUGCGCACGCGAACAGUCAGUGCGGCGCUGUACAACAUGAGUGUGCAAGUCCAGGCCAUCAUUUACUCCAAUAUCUACCAAGAUGAUGAUAAACCCCUUUAUCGCCGCGGGAACAAGGUUCUGGUAGGGAUUUGUGUUUUGAAUAUCUUUAUUUAUGCGUUCAAUAAGAUGUACUAUAUUUGGCGCAAUAAGCAAAGGGACCGCAAAUGGAACGCGCUCACGGCAGAAGAGAAGGUGGAGUACCUGGAUACGACUACUCAGGAAGGAAGCAAGCGGUUGGACUUCAGAUUUGCGCAUUGAGAACAUGUGUCAGAUGUAAGUGGGUAUCGUAGACACGCAAAAUGGAACACUAUCUG